CGUGGCCCCGCCGAGAUGGCCCGGCCCGGGGACCCGCGGCGCCUCGGCCGGCUGGUGCAGGAGGGCCGGCUGCGCGCUCUGCAGGAGGAGCUGCGGGCGGCCGGGGGCGGCCGGGGCCCGGCCGGGGACACCCUGCUCCACUGUGCCGCCCGCCACGGACGCCUGGACGUCCUCGCCCAUCUAGCCGAGGCCUGCGGCCUGGACAUCGAGGCCGCCAACCGGGACUACAAGCGGCCUCUGCACGAGGCGGCCUCGAUGGGCCACCGGGACUGCGUGCGCUACCUGUUGGAACGAGGGGCGGCGGUGGACCCCCUGAAGAAGGGCGACUGGACUCCUCUGAUGAUGGCUUGCACAAGGAAGAAUCUUGAGGUGAUCCGGGUUCUUAUGGAACAUGGUGCCAAUCCACUCCUGAAGAACAAAGAUGGCUGGAACAGUUUCCACAUUGCCAGUCGAGAAGGCGACCCUCUGAUCCUCCAGUACUUGCUUGCUGCGUGUCCAGAUGCCUGGAAGACAGAGAGCAAAAUUAGAAGAACUCCUCUGCACACCGCAGCAAUGCAUGGCUGUUUAGAAGCAGUAAAGGUGCUUCUUAAGAGGUGCCAGUAUGAACCAGACUGCAGAGACAACUGUGGCAUCACCCCAUUUAUGGAUGCAGUUCAGUGUGGUCACGUGGACAUAGCCAGGUUGCUCCUUGAAAAACACCAGGCUUGCUCUUCAGCGGAGGAUAGCCUGGGAGCGCAGGCUCUGCACAGGGCAGCUGUCACCGGACAGGAUGAAGCCAUCCGCUUCCUGGUGUCUGAUCUUGGCAUUGAUGUAGACGUGAGAGCAACCACAACCCAACACACAGCACUUCACUAUGCAGCCAAGGAAGGACACACAAGCACAGUUGAGACUCUCUUAUCCUUGGGUGCUGACAUCAACUCUAAAGAUGAACGAAAUCGAUCAGCCCUGCAUCUGGCCUGUGCGGGUCAGCACUUGGCUUGCGCCCAGUUUCUCCUGCGGUCCGGGCUGAAGGAUUCUGCAGACGUAACGGGCACCUUGGCUCAGCAGCUCACACCGAGAGCAGACAUCCUGCGAGGCUUUGACCCUGCGCCAUGACAGAAGGAAGGUCCUAUCCGAGACAAGAAAAUGCAUGGCCAUUUCUACUCUGCUGCUUUUCUUCAGUCAUUAAUGGAUGCGAUGGAAUUAGUCCUUAGCCAGUGUUUUCAUCCCCCCGCCCCCCCCCAAAACCUCGCCUGCACCUCCGCACACACCUCUCCCACGACAGACUCCCCCCCCCCCACCUCCCGUGACCCAGGAAUCUGGGUUCCUGCUGUGUUGUAGAAUCCCCAUCAUGGCCAUGGUCCUUCUGCAGUCCAAUUAGGAAGGGAAUCUCAGCUAUCCUUCCAGAAGUGUGUAACAUGCAUAAAUGUGUCAUCAUUUUCUCUGAAUCUCAAAGUGUAAUUACUCAUCCAAGUCAGUCUUUUAAAAGUGGAAUGCAUCGAUCCUAAGGAAGAUUUAAUAACCCUUUUGUUCAUCGUAAUCCACAACUACUUACUGCACGCUGACAUUAUUCUCAGCCUGUGCUGGCCUUGGAAAAUAGCAAGAUUUUCCACUUCCUCCUGAUUAUUCUCCCUUGGAGGCAGAUUGCUAUUCCCAACUCCCAAACGUGAAGGAUUGAGGUAGAAACUC
Perognathus longimembris pacificus (Pacific pocket mouse) is the source of this 1668-nucleotide messenger RNA. RefSeq names its product ankyrin repeat domain 16 (gene Ankrd16). The transcript has 7 exons. The coding region runs from base 16 to 1095 and encodes 359 amino acids. Gene Ontology annotation, molecular function: protein binding. The record is from RefSeq and is a predicted model, not a curated record. NCBI's taxonomy places the organism in Eukaryota, Metazoa, Chordata, Mammalia, Rodentia, Heteromyidae.